Molecule: messenger RNA, 3169 nt
Organism: Cotesia congregata
Lineage: Eukaryota; Metazoa; Arthropoda; Insecta; Hymenoptera; Braconidae
Source: the annotation of a GenBank genome assembly
AUUAAAAAAAAUGUCUUGGAGUGAAAAAGGCUCACCUUGUUCGUCGGCAUUAGAAGCAUCUUCAUCGAGAAUGUCGAGGCAACGGUCGUCGUUGUACCACGGAACUUGGCCACUGGAGCGGGACUCCUGGAGUGCGGUUCCCGCUGGCGGGAACCGCCAGCGGGGAAUCAGUGAAGUUGAAGGUGAAGUUGAAAACCAUCCGGGAAGCGUGAUAAGCUUCAACGGAUUGCAGUCCGAGGAAGCAGAGCAAGAGGAGGCCCAGGGCGACGACAACGACGUCGCGGAGAACUACGACGUCAAGAAGGAUAUGAUUGUUAGCUUGUUGGGGAUGCUGAUGAACGACAAUUCAGGGCCGAAGGACACGAGUAAUACUUUGUUGUCUUUGAGUUGCAUCUCCCUAUUGGUCCGCCUAAUCCACUCCCCGAACCCGGAACAGUCUGUGCGCAGAAGCGCAGGUCGCGCCCUCUACAACAUAAUCCGUUCCACGGAGAACAAAAAGCAGAACCGGCAGGAACUGCACAUCCUAACUCUAGUGGACCAAUUGCGAGAUUACUCCAGCAGUUUCUUAGAACCUAACCAAGCACGAGACCAGCACCCUCUAUCAGCGCUUUCUGACCUAACAAAGCUAUCCUACGUGGACGUUUACAGACACACUAUCUGCCUAAUGGGAGGGUUGUUUGCAAUAGCGGAGCUUAUAGAGACGGAUUACAAAUUGUACACCCCAGAGACAACUAACCCAAGUUGCCUAGCCGUGAGGAAGUACUGCGGGAAGAUUUUGACCAAUUUGACCUUCGGAGACUCCAAGAACAAAAGCUUGCUGUGUUCCUUCCCGGGGUUCCUCAGAGCUUGGGUGUCUCAGUUAAGGAGUCCGCAGGACGACGCGCACCAGGUUACUGCUUCAGUCCUCCGGAACUUGUCCUGGAGGGCGGAUAAUGUCUCCAAAAGGCACCUCAGGGAGUCUGGAACGGUUCGGGUGCUUAUGGAAGCUGCGAUAAGGAGCAAGAGGGAAUCCAUCCUUAGAGCCAUCCUUUCCGCGCUUUGGAACUUAUCCGCGCACUGUGCCAGGAACAAGGCAGAAAUCUGCGGAGUUCAGGGCGCCUUGACCUUUUUAGUAGAACUUCUAGACCCUCUGGAGAAAUCUACCUUAGCAAUUGUGGAAAACGCUGGAGGAAUUUUAAGGAAUGUUUCCAGCCAUGUCGCAGUUGAGGAAAAGUACCGGCAAAUUUUAAGGAAAAAAGGAACCCUUCAAGUUCUGGUUCAGCUUUUAAGGUCUCCAAGCUUGACAGUUGUCAGCAAUGUCUGUGGAACUUUGUGGAAUUUGUCCGCUAGGAACGCAGUUGAUCAGAAAACUUUGUGGGAUUUGGGCACGGCGCAGAUUUUAAGGAGCUUGGUUCAUUCGCAGCAUAAAAUGAUCUCCAUGGGAGCCAGUGCAACGUUGAGGAACCUUUUGUCGGCUAGGCAGAGGACUUUUUUGAGUGAUAAUUUUGAGGACCAGCCUAUUGAUUAUUCGAAGAAGUAUUUGGAGCAAAAGCGCGGGGAUUAUGCUGAGACUGACUUGGAUCAACCUACGGAUUAUAGUUUGAGAUACGCAGACCAGGAGCCUGAAGACGACCUCCAGCCUGACGUAACCAAAACCUACUGCACGGAAGGCACACCUUACGAAGGAACACCGCGGAAUUUCUCAACAGCGACGUCAAUGUCUGACCUGCGGGAACCGCAGGUCAAAAAGGAGGUCAAGGAGGUUAAGGAAGAAUUGUACCUAUCCAGAGUAAACUCCUUAAGCUCACUAACUAAAGAAGAUCCUCUGGAACCUGACCUCCAGAACCAAGACCUCCAGGACCUCCAGGACCCUGAAAAGGACAAAGAAACCCAAAAAAUGGUAACCUUCGCGGAGGACUUCGACGACAAGGAAACCCCGCUGAUGUUCUCCAGGAGCAGCUCCUUAGGAAGUCUCAGCGGGUUCGAAGCGAACUCUGUCGACGACCACAGCUCUGUUAUCAGCGAUUUAAGCCGGAUGACCAGCGGGAUGAUUUCUCCAAGUGAGCUUCCGGAUUCUCCCACCCAAACAGUUCCUCCCAGUCCUAGAAAGAAGCUCAGGGACAAUUUGGGGAUGUUUGAGGACCGGCUGGAGAAUUUUAAGGAGGAAAACACACCCCUGGAGUUCAGCAACGCGACCAGUCUCAGUUCCUUGACGAUUGACGAUGAUAAGGGUGGUAAGGAGGGGGAAGAAGUGACCAAGGUCAAAGCUGGGCUGAUUAAAAAAGAAGAGGGCUCUGAUGAAGACGAAGAAAUCCUUAAGGCGUGUAUUAAUAUUGGAAUGCAGCAUCAAAGGGUUGAAGGUAGCAAUUUGAUUAGGUACCAAACUAGCACGACCUUGGAUAGGCUUAGUGAUGAGUCUCCUAAGAAAGGGAAUGUUUCUAUGGACUCAGUUCAUGUUUAUUGUACUGAAGACACUCCAGCGGAUAUUUCUCCGGUUGGAUCUCAGUCAAAUUUGUCCGCUUUGUCCAUGCCGAGCAUUCUUGAAGAUAGAGUGGAAGAAGAAAAUGGCGGAGUGGAGGAGGAAGAAAAUGGCGGAGAUGGAAGCUUAGCCGGGUCUGAGGAGAGUGGGGAUGAAGAAAUUCUAGGACAGUGCAUCGAAUCGGGAAUGUCUAAGUGUAUUAGUCCGACAGCUGAGGCUUUUUUGAAGCGGAGGGAGUUUAAUGAUCAAGAGGAAGAGGAAGAGGAGGAGGAAGAGGAGGAGGAGGAGGAGGAAGAAGAGGGGAAUAAUUCCUUUGAUUCGGAAGAAGACGACGACGCGAUCCUAGCGGAAUGUAUAGAGUCCGCGAUGCCUAAGGGCAGAGUUUUAAAUGACAAGCCAACGACCUCGAGGCAGGAACAAAAGUCGCCCUCUGUGGAUAGUUUGAGUCUUUCCGAAGAUGAAGAGGAGAAUAUUUUAGCGGAGUGUAUAAGGUCUGCUGUUCCGAAGGUUCCCAACGUGAAUUUUGUGAACGAGGAGCGAGGAACGAGGUACCCGAUCAAUGGAACUCUGAGGACGUUUUCUCCCAGGAUGAAAAGCUACGAGCCGAUUGUACUCACGGAUGAAAUGGCAAACUUUGCAACAGAAGACACUCCGUGUAAUUUUUCAGUUAUUUCCGGGAUCAGUAAUCUGUCCUUCAAUUCAAAUUCUGAA